AUGUCCACACAACAAAGUAGUCAACCGAGAGUCAUCCAGACCCCAUCCCUUGCUCGGGGCUCUCAUGGCAAUGAUGCAGAAAGAGACCGCAGAUCGAUCUCGGAGGAAUCCGAUCUGUCGCAUUACCUCCACUACGAAGACAAUGAUGGCUUUUUCCCUCCGGCCUGGCUAGGGAAGGCACCGCCUACUCAACAUGGAGAUGGUACGAAGAAAAAGCAUCAUGUCCGUCGAAUCCGUUCUUCCUCUUUGGGUCUUGAAAUCAUACGGAUACAAGUCGCCACAGGGAAGGCAGGAACAGAGACUCACAUGGCUACAAUUGCUAUAUCAAGGGGCGAUUACAGGGGCGCUUGUUGGAACAAGGAUUACUUAGUAUUGUCAUUCUAG
Molecule: messenger RNA, 384 nt
Organism: Aspergillus vadensis CBS 113365
Lineage: Eukaryota; Fungi; Ascomycota; Eurotiomycetes; Eurotiales; Aspergillaceae
Exons: 2
Coding region: 1-384 (127 amino acids)
Source: RefSeq, a predicted model, not a curated record